AUGACCAACAAGAGUUUCCCAAUGGGCUUCAUUCUUCUGGGCUUCUCUGAAUGGCCCCAUCUAGAAAUGAUUCUCUUCUGGAUUGUGAUCAUCUUGUACACCAUGAUCAUCCUCUCCAACUCAAUAAUUAUCUUACUCUCUUGUGUGGACCCUCAUCUCUACACUCCCAUGUACUUCUUUCUUAGCAAUCUUUCUUUCUUGGAUCUCUGCUUUACCACAACCACUGUGCCCCAUAUGUUGUCCAACUUGUGGGGGCCAGGCAAGAUCAUCACCCACACAGGCUGUGUCAUCCAACUCUGUAUGUUGCUCUGCCUUGGUGCCACAGAAUGUGUCAUGUUGGUAGUGAUGGCCUUUGACCGCUACAUUGCUAUCUGCCAGCCCUUGCACUAUACCAUCAUCAUGCAUCAUCAGUUCUGUUGGAAGCUGGUGCUCAUAGCCUGGCUCUCUGGCCUGAUAGAAUCUGUUACUCAAAUUCCUGUCACACUUCAGCUUCCAUUCUGCACCCACCACCGCCUAGAUGACUUUCUGUGUGAGGUUCCAGCCCUCAUACGGUUGACAUGUGGAGACACCUCUGCCAUUGAAUGGCAAAUGACCAUCUCUGCUAUUCUUUUCACCAUCGUGCCACUGGCAUUGAUCCUGACUUCUUAUGGCUACAUAGCUCAAGCUUUAGGUAAAAUCCAAUCCAAAGAUGGAAGGCAGAAAGCCAUUGCCACAUGUUCCUCCCACCUUACUGUGGUAUUCAUGUUUUACGGAACUGUGGCACCAGUGUAUACAUAUCCUAAGAAUCACUUUGCUUCAACAUAUAGCAAAUUCUUUACCUUCUUCUACACUGUGGUCACACCAUUGUUAAAUCCUCUUAUCUAUUCCCUGAGGAACAAAGACGUAAAGAAUGCUAUGCUACAACUGCUGAGAAGAGGAUCACCAUGAGAAAAAGGUAGAAUUUGAUCUUUGAACCAGAAGGGAAGUUGAAAAUCAUGACAGUCACACAUUCUUCACAAUUUUAAAAGCAUGGUUUGUUUCAAAGGCAGUAAUCUUUUAUUUAACAUGAUUUCACAUGUCAUUUUGUCAAAACAACAAAUUGUACAAAUACAAUGCCAGUUUUUUGGCACCUAAUAUAAGUUUAAUUGUUAAGUUGUAGAAAUAUGAGUUUCUUUUUCAAGCUAGUUGUAUAAAUUGGAUAUUUUUGGAGAAUU
Molecule: messenger RNA, 1193 nt
Organism: Canis lupus familiaris (dog)
Lineage: Eukaryota; Metazoa; Chordata; Mammalia; Carnivora; Canidae
Product: olfactory receptor 2H1
Exons: 1
Coding region: 1-927 (308 amino acids)
Biological process (GO): G protein-coupled receptor signaling pathway
Cellular component (GO): membrane
Molecular function (GO): G protein-coupled receptor activity; olfactory receptor activity
Source: RefSeq, a predicted model, not a curated record